Molecule: messenger RNA, 300 nt
Organism: Leptosia nina
Lineage: Eukaryota; Metazoa; Arthropoda; Insecta; Lepidoptera; Pieridae
Source: the annotation of a GenBank genome assembly
AUGUUGAGUAACAAAAUCUCAGAAAUAAGUUUUAUACUUUUCGCCCGCAACGUAGCAGUUGGCGUUAAAAGCUCCCAACGCGACAUCCUAAUAUCAUACCUCAUCAUUUGCUCAAGGAAGCUAUUACCAAAAGCUCGUUCUACGCCGGUGUGGAGUCAAGAGUCCAUUAAAAUCGGCUGUAGAAUGUUGAGUAAAAAUAAAACAUCAAUAACCCGUCUCCGCUCGCUGUAUUCAGGUCGUUAUGCGAGAGCGAUGGCCCAUAAACGUCACUUUGUGUCGAACGACGGUGUACCUGUUUAG